UAGCAGCUCAAAAACAACAAGCAACGGAAACAGAAAGAACUGCACCCCACAUCCCUACCCAAUCGAUUUUUCUGGAUUUUAUUGCCGUGGGAUGGCAGAUCUAUAACUUACUGUAUUAAACAGUAUGACCUGAACGAAGUUUCAAAUUUUUCAGUCGAAGGAACAGCGAACAUUUUGCUCCAGAUAUGGUUUCGUACGUGGCGUCGCGAGUUAUCAUGCUCGUGUUUGGGACUCUUUAUCCAGCGUAUUCUUCAUACAAAGCUAUAAAGACGAAGAAUGUCAGAGAAUAUGUUAGGUGGAUGAUGUACUGGAUAGUAUUUGCUCUCUUUAUUACCUUAGAACUCUUUGCUGAUCUUCUACUUGCAUUUUGGUUUCCCUUCUAUUAUGAAAUAAAGAUAAUGUUCAUGCUUUGGCUUCUGUUGCCAGCUACAAAGGGCUCAAGCAUUUUAUAUCGCAAAUUUGUACAUCCAUGGUUAUCUCGGAAUGAAAAGGACAUUGACAGCUAUAUUGCACAGCUUAAAGAAAGUGGGUAUGACACCUUUUUGAGAGUUAGUAAGAACAGCCUGUCCAUUGCUGCUGACACCAUGAUAAAGACUGCAACCACGGGGCAAACUGUUUUGGCUGAAAAGCUACGUCAUUACGGCACAGAUGCAACAGAUAAUAAACCUGCAAGACUUCACAAAGCCAGGUCAUGGUACGGUGGAAUGAAUGCCAUUGACAAUGAUUACUCACCAAUUGAUGAAUCUGAAGAGUUCAAUCUUAUAGAGGAAAGGGAAGAAGAGGAAGAAGAGUUUGUCAAUCCAGAUGCAGAAAGUGCAAAACUAAGGGACGAAUUGAGAGAGAAUCCUGAAGAAUCUAAAAGCAGGGUCUCCAAACAAUCUUCUACAUCACAGGGCUCAAGCCGUUAUAAAUCAUCUACUCUUCCGCGUUCCCAUGGGAAAACCUCAACCCGUCCAAGGGUUCAUGGUUCAGGCUAUGACCAUUUUGAGUCAACAUCAGCUUCAUACUAUUCUGGAUCCUCCACGAGAACUUAUGAGACAUCUACUCUUCCAAGACAGUAUGAGCAUGUCAACACUAGGGUUCAACCCAGACGAAGCCAGCGGAACAAAAAGGCGCGGUCACUUCCUGUUAUUCCUAAUGUCCUAAAUGAGGAACAAUGCUAGUUUGUGACAAGGAAUUUUGCAUUUUCUAAACUUUUGUCUUGUCAGUUUAUUAAGUAGUAUUUUUAAUUAUAAAUAGUGUUGAUUUUUUGCAAGGCUUUUGCACAGGGGAUUGUGUUGUGUUCAAAGUAUCUGUCUUCUUAACUGUCAUCUCAAGUGAAUUCAGGAUGAGAUUGUGUCCCGGGAGGUACUCUACAAAUUCCUCUACUGGGAGGCUCCACCCCAAGGUCCAACCCCUUACCCUUUUGUAUACCAUUUUGGCAGAAAAUGUACCCCUUUCACAUACUUUCAUAACUGGCCUGUAUUUGUGACUAAAUCACCAAGAAAGGAAGUCUUCUUGUCAUAUUCAUGUAGUACCUGAUAAAUGAAAUGAAAUCCCUUGUACCCCUGUAUAUACCUUAAACCUGAAAAAGGUUUAAGGUUUGGGCAGAGCCUCCCUGUAUAGGCCAUCAUACGGAGUACCCCAGGGAUUGUUUGAAAAAUUUUGCUCUUCGCCCAUAUAAAGAAAAUGUUUUUCCCAGUGCCCUUGAAACUUCCAAUUGUUAUCAUUCUAAACUUUUUAUAUAUUAUGGGAAAAUAAGAACUGACAGGGUGAAAAUAAAAUUAUCAACAGUUACUUCAGAAGUAAAAAAAAAAACUUUUCCAGCAAUUUGGUACUUACAGACCUUGGAAAAAUUUGUCAGUUUAAAAUCCAGUUGGUUCUUUUAAUCCCAAUUAAACUUUUUGUUUCCUGUGACUCCAACCCUUAUCCAGUGGUUACAAAUUCAUAGCACAGUCAGUAAUAUUGUGCUAUGCUGGAGAAAAUAUUUUAAAUUGUAGUAUACAUGUACCUUUGAGAUCUAAUAGUUACCUAGGUAGGACAGUCAGUGAAAUAAUUACCAAUCUUGUUUCCCCUGAGUGAAUCACAUUUCACAAAGAGAUCGUUGGUAACAUUUACCAUACUCAUGGUUUUGCUAAUCAGAAUGUCAUGGGUGUUGAACAAAAUGUGUUCUUGGUUUGAUUUGAAUAAUGUUCAGAGCACCUCCAGUAGAAAUUUACAAGACUAGUGCUUAUUCAACUGACUGGACAACAUUUUCAAUUUUUAGUUACAAGGUGUACAUGUCUCUGCUAUUUUUAUUUGGUUGUAAAUACUGUUAGAACGAAAUGUUACUCUAGACUACAGUGUCAUUUGCAUAUAGUAUUUUGUGGGUGCAUUCCCACUGAGCAGUUUCUUGUUCACACUUAAGUGUUUACUGUGAAGCAAAUAGCAACAAGGCAACACCUUAGAUAGUAGAAUUUUAUAUAUAUUCAGGGAACCAAUGUAAAUACUCAGUCAUGUUUUUGUUGGUUUGCAUAGUUUAUUUGCUUUACUGAAACAGUGUACAAUAAAAGAGUGAACUUGAAUUCAAUUCA
Molecule: messenger RNA, 2552 nt
Organism: Orbicella faveolata
Lineage: Eukaryota; Metazoa; Cnidaria; Anthozoa; Scleractinia; Merulinidae
Product: receptor expression-enhancing protein 1-like
Biological process (GO): endoplasmic reticulum tubular network organization
Cellular component (GO): endoplasmic reticulum tubular network; cytoplasmic microtubule; endoplasmic reticulum membrane
Molecular function (GO): microtubule binding
Source: RefSeq, a predicted model, not a curated record